AUGAUUUUGGCUAUCAACCAUUGCUACAGUGAUGUCAUCAAUAAUUCUUUCACUACUUCAAUCUCCAAGCGUGGCCGGAGAACUAGUCGUGGUAGAUAUGUGGUGCCCGUCGGAGCGCUGAAGAGAGAUUCUACACCUCCGGAUGUUGGCCAAGAAUUUACACCAUUAGUAAAACAUGAUGGAGUCAACAGCUUUCAAAUUAUGACAUUUGUAAAUGCCGUAGCAGUAGGAAAUUUGGUCUUCAUAGACAUGGCAAAGGCUGUAACUACAAGGGAUAUCCUGGAAGGUGUUGUAUCAGUUUAUGACAUGCUGAAGGAGGAGAGCCGAGCAGGAGAUUGGUUUGGGGGCUUCCUUUUUACCACUGGACAACAAGCUAAUGAAGCUGUUCAAGACCAGUUAUCAGCCCUCAGUUUCUCCAGUUUGGCAGUUAUAUUUGGUGCUGGGCUUUGGACUAGCCUUUCUCCUUGUACUCUUAGCGUUCUACCACUGACUCUUGGUUACAUAGGAGCAUUUGGUUCAGGGAAAAGCAGGGCAUAGAACCCAGGUGUUCAAGCGUAUCUAGCUGGACCUACGUUUGCAUUAGCAGCCUCUCCAUGUAGUACGCCCGUGCUGGCUACUCUGCUAGGAUAUGUAGCUACAUCCAAGGAUCCUAUUAUAGGAGGUAGCCUAUUAUUGACAUACACAACUGGUUAUGUUGCUCCUCUACUACUUGCUGCUUCCUUUGCUGGAGCAUUGCAGAGGCUGCUCUCUUUUCGCAAAUUUUCAGCAUGGAUCAACCCAAUCAGCGGUGCACUUCUAUUGGGAGGGGGAGUGUAUGUGUAUACUUUCUUGGAUCGGCUUUUCCCAGUUACUACAAUGGCAAUGUAG
Molecule: messenger RNA, 867 nt
Organism: Argentina anserina (silverweed cinquefoil)
Lineage: Eukaryota; Viridiplantae; Streptophyta; Magnoliopsida; Rosales; Rosaceae
Product: cytochrome c-type biogenesis ccda-like chloroplastic protein
Biological process (GO): cytochrome complex assembly
Cellular component (GO): membrane
Source: RefSeq, a predicted model, not a curated record